CUCAUAAUUAUGUCUUCACGGAAAAAUUCAUUUAAAAACAACUCUGAGUUUUCUUCAAAUUCGACUACACCCAACACAAAUCGAAGUGCCAGUGCAGAUAUACCGGAUAAGUCAAUAAAUUUAAAUGAAUUUUUGGAUUUUUUAAAUUUGUCGUGUCAUGUCAAUGACAUGAUUUCCCAGAAUAGUGAGGAACAUCAUAGACAACAUAAGGAACACCUUCCAACGACUAAAUCUGCUGGGGGAUCAGGACCCUCGGCUGGUAGCAAUCGAUCAAAAACCUAUGGAACACAAAGUCCAAUUGAUUUUCAGAAAUUAUCUCAAAAUCGUUUAGUCAAUGACUUGUAUGGAUUCAAUCGCAAUGUACGCUUAUUGAACGAAGAAAUAAAUGACAAUAAUAUUAGUGGGGGUGUAGAUGCAGCUCGCUCGAUACGUCGUGCUUCAACGAUAACAGCAACUUCAAAAUCGAAAUUAUCAUGCAAUAAUGAAGGAGGUUUGCAUCCGAAAUUAAACGAAAAAUUGGAUUAUGUUUUAAAUGAGGGUAUUUUGGAUGCAGUUUUGCCUUUUAUUUGUCCAGUACCACUACCACCUAAUUACACUAGUCGUUUAAAACCUAAACAGCGAGACACAAAAGAUCUUAAAGUAAUUACAUCUAAUUUGGCUGACAUGCCCAAUGUAGAACCGAAUGAAGUUGAAGGAAUUGCCGGUAAGGAAGGAAGUAAUAAACUGAAGGCUAAAACAAAUGUAACACAAAUAAAAUCCUCGACCGGGAUUAGUGCCACAAAAAAGGAUCCUGAAGUUGUCAUACAUGUUUGCGAUGAGGUUAAAAAUACUUCUAAGGAUUUUAUGUGUCCUCAGAGUUUGCUCGUUAGCAAGAUGGGUUAUUUUGCCGAUGUUACUGCCGGUCAAAAACUCGAGGAUAUGGAUAUAUCCGUGCACUGUGACAUACAAAUAUUUGAGUGGCUCAUGAAAUGGGUAAAAUCUGAAAGUGGCAAUAACAGCACUAGUGUUGAUCCUAACAAUGACAUGUCGCCAAAUUUAAAUGUAAAUAAUGUGGUACCCAUUUUAGUUUCAGCAAGUUUUCUACAGAUGGAACCGCUUCUUAUGGAUUGUUUAAGCUUUUGCCACUCACGUUUGGGAGAAGUGGUCAGGGUUUCUACCAAUCUAUCAUGUUUAAAUGAUACCAUAAUCACCCGUAUGGCUGCCAUGUUCACCAACGUUGAAUUGGAAAUGGUUUGCGAUAAAAAAGAUCGUUUGCUGCCUCGUUUAUGGACUAAACUUAUAUUCAGUCUUUUCGAACCCGAAACAGAAGCUUUGAGAGGUCAUUACUAUAGUUUAUCUGGUCUAUUUAAGUGCUCAAAAUGCCAGAAAUGUUUGACAAAUACAAUGAAGUCUUAUGUACAGUGUGUACCGGGCAAUGUACGUUUGAACAGAUGGGGUCAAAUUGUUAGCCAUCAUGUACGUGAACCGUCAUGGGACUUAAAUUACUAUAUAACGCAGUUAUUUAAGGAAGUUAAAUCAUGGCGAUUAGUCUAUUGGAAACUUUGGGGUCAUGCUCAUUAUUUAUAUUGUUGUCUGUGUGAAAUGUAUUUUCCGGUUUAUCAGAUGUCCUGGUGUCGUUAUCAUCCAGAAUCACCUAGUUUUUUGGGACCCGUAGCCGAGGGUCGUACCACUGGUCCAGCUGGUCGUUAUGCUUGUUGUGGCCAACAGGCAUUCCGUUAUGAAACAUUACCGGGACCUCAUGGCUGCCAGUUUCGUGAGCAUAGUGUUUUAGUUGAAACUGAUCGAGAGCGUUCUAUUUUAUCUAUAGUCCAAUUGGCCAUUGAAGGGAAUGCCUUGGGUGAUUGUCCUCCUCAUCGAAUGCAAGACAUAUUGGCUAAUGGAGAAGUUGAACCCAGAUGGAUGGGAAUAUCGUUGAUGCCCCAGCGUUGUCGCCAGGGUUUGUUACCGGUGUUAAAUCCAGAUGAAUCUACAUCUCGUUUGGCUAGGCGUGUGAGACCAGCUUCCUCGAAAUUCUUUGCCGAUUCCAGUACGGAAACCGAGAGUACAGAUACGUUGGAUAAUAUACGCAUUUCAAAAUUCGGAAUGGCUUCCUACAAUGACAGUUUUUCUACAAGCAGUAGUGAUGGAUGUGAAUCAUCGGAUAGCAAAACAUUCGCACCCAAUAAAAGCUAUCACAAAAAACAUAAUAGAAAAAGUAAACCUAUUGAAAAUCCUGGUCGUUAUUGGUCUGGCGAACUAUCGGCACGCAGUAAUCAGGAUCAUCAGAGAGAGUUUGAAGAGAAAGUUAUGAAACAGGUGCUGACUAUGGUUCAAAAGAAAACCGGCUCUGAUUUAGGGGUCAGUCAACAAAAUCGACCUUUGGGUGGAGCUUAUGUUAAAUUGGAACAAGAAUGGAAGGAACAAUUGAAACAACGGAUGUAUGCAUUAGGUGGCAGCUCGUCCACAAAUGCCCAAUUGGGCAACAUUAGUAACAAUAGCGUGGCAUUGAAUAUUAAGGGUUCGCGAAAGAAAGUCGAUACUAGUGGGCAAUAAAUGUGUACAAUUGGAAUUAUAUCGCUCACUUAUUGCAAGAGUGUUUCUAAAUUGAUCCUUUCAGAUCUUUAAUCAUUUUAGUUGUAAUUAGGGUUCCUAAUAAGGGAAAAAAAUGCCAAUUCAAUUCAAUGUGAUUUAUUGAUAACAAUUAUCAUUUCUAGUAGGUCGACUUAACACAAAUAGCAAUUUUAAGUUCUUAAAGGAAUUAUUGAGAUGCUUAACCUUAAGACUA
Calliphora vicina (urban bluebottle blowfly) is the source of this 2764-nucleotide messenger RNA. Its product is annotated as SANT and BTB domain regulator of class switch recombination. NCBI's taxonomy places the organism in Eukaryota, Metazoa, Arthropoda, Insecta, Diptera, Calliphoridae. The coding region runs from base 10 to 2532 and encodes 840 amino acids. The transcript has 8 exons. The record is from RefSeq and is a predicted model, not a curated record.